UAUCUGCCUGUGUACUUCUCUUUCUCUCUCUUCUUUUUUCAGAAAAUGAAGUACUUAUCAUUGUCAAGUACGUUUAAAGCCAGAUACACUGCUAAACGCAUGCAUACAUAUUAAAAUGCCCCUUUCGACAGUUCACGAGCUGGGCGAUAAUCCUGCCAUACUUAAAAAUGAAACAGCAUCGAGAUGAAACUGAGAUCAGAAAGGCCAAUCAUAUCCGGCGGCAUCUUCUCAGCAUAUCACUAAGAUGUUAAAUGCCGUGCCCGUUGGCGGAAAUGACAUUUUUCAAGUUCUGCAGAAUAUUUUGCUAUACUAGGGCUCAGUAUCCAUCUCGCAUCUCUCUUUUAAAUCGUAAUCAACCCUCUACAGGACUGCCAGAGCAAGAGGAUGUAAAAGGGAAAAUAUGGAUGAUUACGUCGAUGAAAACGAUCAUCAUCAUGUGUUAAAGGCAGUACAGUGAGAAAGUGCAGAAAGGCAUAUAGCAAAGGGAAAUAAAAAAGAGACUGAAAUAGCCGACCAUGAAACAUGAAGAGAAGGAAGAAUUUUGAAAAAAAAAGAAGAAGCGGAGUCAGUAGAGCGGAUGCAAGCACAAUGUAAGGGCACUCAAAAAACGAGAAACGAAACUAUAUUCAACCCACAUAACAAAGAAACACAAACAUCUUCAAAUCGAUGACACAGGUCGUAGUAAACAUGAACAGAGUGCAUGGAUAACGAUGAAAAAAUGAGGUAAAAAGCAAUUUGAAGGUAUUGAUGAAAAGACAGCAAGGAGCAACAGCGACAGAUGAUGAGGAGGAGGAGGAUGACGACGACGACGACGAUGAUGAUGAUGAUGAGGAUGGAUUUUCCCUCGCCCACUUCUCCUGAACAGCUAGAAGAAAAAUCCCUACUUUUUCAUGAAAGUUAUCACAUUAAAUCAGCCGGCCCACUAGCCCACGAACUUAAGGAGCAAAGCUGCGUGUAUUCCGUGUUCCCUUAAUUACACCGGAAGACGCAUUUGGUGAGAUACGGUCGCGAGUGUGAUGUCCGUUGCCAGCAGACAAAGCGCUGUACAACUGUGUACACAGAGCUUGGGAACUGCCAAUCCUCGUGCCGACUAGUGUGUCUGGCUUGCUGAUCCACUCAAGCCAAGUCUGGAAUCAUGACAGCACCCAUGGCAGUGGUCGGGUUAGCUCUUAUUACUGCUUUUCCAGCAUCUGUCUCAAUCCCAGUCCCAGCUCUACAAGGUGUCGAAGUAAAAAAAAUUUCGAGCAAUUCUUUUCUGGUGCUUUGGAAAAAGCCCGAAAAUGUCUCUUUGGAGACCUGGAAGAACUUCACCUACUACCUAAGAAUUAGUCCCAAGAAGACCACCUCCCCUGUAGUCGAAUACGUCCUCGAUACAGAAGGCAACUCGACAUGGAAGGAGUUCUGCCUGCAGGAAGCAGACGCCACGUUGCAAAUAACGUAUUGCCAAGGAAGACAGUGUGAAAACACUAGCGUUCUGCGGAACAUCAGUUUCACAGAAGAAAGUAACUGGUUCUCAGAGCUGAAAAUAAUUCUGAGCCAGAAGCAGCCCUAUGUAGCUAUAGGAGCUGGCAUCGCACUGGCAAUCUCUCUCUUUGUAGCUGUCAUCUUCAUCUGCUGCCGCUACAAACGAACAAGUGGCUCCCUCAACAAGCGUGACAGCAACUUCUCCCUGGACAGUGAGACCAACGUUCAGGCUGUACAGUUCACCGAGCGUGGCCGAGCGUGGAUCGUGCUGCGCCUUCACCGGAGUCCAUCAGCUCCGCGGCGCCGCCUGCUGUCCCCGACACUCUUGAUGAGUCGCAGAGAGGCGGCGAGACGGCGCAGCAGCCAAGUGGUCCUCAGUCGCUGUCUGCGCACACACUUCGUCCUCUUCCUCCUCCACCCGCAGACGUCCGCACCAGCAGCGAGCUCACGCACCCGUCUAAUGUCACCUCCGGAGCAACGCUCUUUGACAAAACGCCACCUCCGCUCCUGCCAGCAAAAUCGCACGAGAACACUUUCUUCGCCACCUUGCCGCGCGUGUCCGACUCCACCUCGACGUGGCAAACGACUCCAACUGCGUCCCCGGCCACGCUGGACAGUUUGGCGACCCGUCCACCUGCAGACUUGCCUCGGCUUCCUUCCGCCACUCUGCCGCGUCCAGCUGGCACCAAGCACUCGCAAGACUUUUUUGACCGCCUGGACAGGCGACCGCCUGCUCCCUUGCCGCCCGAGGCUGCGGCGCCGCCACCAUUGCCGCCGUGGUCGUCUGGGGUCGUUGUGUCACGUCUGAACAAAGGUGCGCUGCCUCCGGCCAGGACACCGCCACCCGCCACGGCAGCGGCGCGAAUCUUCUUCGAUACCGCGCGGUGUGAGCGCGACGCGGCACCGGCCUUGUCGCCCGCUGUCAUGUCCACCGCCACGCUGCCGCGCCGAAAAGACCAUGCGAUGCUGCGUCAGAAAGCACCGCUGCCUCCACUCGCAGGCACCCUACCUCACAUGAACCGGAAGAUGUUAAACCGACCGUUGCCGCCGGUACCUGCGGAAUGAAAGCGUGCAUGACCGUUCGGAAACAAAGCUAACGACUGACUAGAACUUGCCUCGUCCACAACAGGCUGAAAAGCUGGAUCGCUACCCAAGUGCACUCUGGAAAACAAUUACCUGCAAGAUUAAAGUUUAUUCAGUAUUAUUAUUAUUCGCGAUAGGCAGUGAUCGAGCUGUACUGUAACGAAACGUUACACAAUACAAGCGAUAGAAAUAAAACCCUUAAUGUACUUUUA
Molecule: messenger RNA, 2759 nt
Organism: Pomacea canaliculata
Lineage: Eukaryota; Metazoa; Mollusca; Gastropoda; Architaenioglossa; Ampullariidae
Exons: 4
Coding region: 1136-2272 (378 amino acids)
Source: RefSeq, a predicted model, not a curated record